GCAGCGGUCUGGCGGAGUACACACAUGCCCUGAUCCGUGGAUGGCCUCCGGUGUCUGGCCGCUUGAGCUGCGGGAGCAAAGCCGUCGGUCCGGGCGCAGCUACCUGCUGCAGCGCGGACUCUCGCCGCCCACCAGCAGCCCGCGGGGGGUUGUCGCCUCCGCCGUGACCGUCUCUCGCAGUCGGGCUGGAUGUCGUCGCUUUGAUCGGCGCCUGUUGUUAUUUUCAAAGCCGCUCGGUCCCCGCUGUGUCGGUGAGACCGGCGGAGAGGUGCAGGCUGGCUGCGGGAUCUGGACCCGAGCAGGCGCACUGAAGCGCCGCAGCAGCUCCGGGCUCGGAACCAGAGCCGCAUUGAAGGACCCGCGGAUGAGAUGCCCAAAGCUGGACACAAAAACAAAGGUUUUAAGUCUAGAAGAGAGAGCUGUUGGAUUUCUCGGCUGGAGAGGAUUCGGGUCUGGUGAAAUGUAGCGCCUCGCUGCUCUUGAAGCCAGAUUUGUUGUCUACCCAUGUUUUUCAAGUGUGCGCCUGAAGACCAACAGCUUCUGUCAGCUGUUCCAGGCCGUGUGGGUCCCAGGCUGCAGAGAGAUUAAGCUGUAGUUGGACAUCUGCUGGAGUCAUGUUCAGGAACAGCUUGAAGAUGCUGCUGACGGGGGGGAAGGCCAACCGCAAGAGUCGUGGCAGCGAUGGUGGGAGCGAUGACUUGGCAGACCCCCGCUCACCCGGUCUAGACCCUCAUCUCAGCCACAUCGGCCAAGGUGGCAGCAUAGACAGUGACUGUGCCUUUGAAGGAGACUACGCCGUGCCCCCGCUCUCAAUGACCGAGGGGAUGCAGCACAUUCGCAUAAUGGAGGGCGUGUCACGCUCCCUGCCCUCCUCCCCACUGCUCACACACCAGAACAUCGGUGUUCGGCUGCAGCCGGUGAAGAAGCUCACAGCCCCUCUGCGGAAAGCAAAGUUUGUGGAGAGCCCUCGCAUUCCUCAAUCAGAGCUUGGCUCCCCUAUACACACCUCCACCACUGCCAGGAAUCCAGACCUGGUCUCAUACCGCCCUGGGGAGUCAAGCCAAGAGCUGGGCCCCCCUCCGUCGGUGGAUGAGGCAGCCAACACAUUGAUGACGCGGCUGGGUUUCCUUCUGGGAGACAAAGUGAGCGAGGGUCCGGCCGGUACCCCGUACAGCAUGGAGGAGCCUGAGGCGAGACAGGGCCACAACCAGAGGAUCAGCCCUUGCUCCACCCUGACCAGCAGCACCGCCUCCCCGCCAGCAGGCAGCCCAUGCUCCACCCUCCCCCCUGCCAUGCCCGGCCAGGCUGGCAACAAGGACUGUGCUUACGGCUCCGUCACCAGCCCCACCUCCACGCUGGAGAGCAGAGACAGUGGGAUUAUCGCCACCCUGACCAGCUAUUCUGAGAACAUGGAGCGAGGCGGCAAGUAUGGCGAGGGCUCGCGAGGAAACCUGAAGCUGUGGCAGUCCCAGAAAUCAGGCAUGGACUCGUUCUUGUACAGGGUGGAUGAAAACAUGACAGCGUCCACCUACAGCCUCAACAAAAUCCCCGAGCGCAACCUGGAGAGCAUGUCCUCCCAUUCUGCCCACUCCAUCCCUCUGUACCUCAUGCCCCGCCCCAACUCUGUGGCUGCUACGAGCUCGGCCCACCUGGAGGACCUGGCGUACCUGGAUGAGCAGAGGCACACUCCGUUACGCACCUCGCUGCGCAUGCCGAGGCAGAGCACCACCUGCGGGCCGGGCCGCUCUGGACAGGACCUGAGAGCUUCUGCAAAUAACACCCAUGCCUGGCAAUCGCAGUCACUGCGUUUUGCGCCGUACCGACCUCAAGAUAUUGCUCUGAAGCCUCUGCUGUUCGAGGUGCCCAGCAUCACCAUGGACUCCGUCUUCACGGGCCGCGAGUGGCUCUUCCAGGAGAUCGACGCCCACCUCAACAGCCCCAACGCCAGCACCAACCACGGCGUCGUGAUUGUAGGCAACAUCGGAUUUGGCAAGACGGCAAUCAUCUCCCGCCUGGUGGCACUGAGUUGCCACGGCACCCGUAUGAGGCAGAUCGCCUCCGACAGCCCGCAGGCGUCACCCAAACAUGGAGAGGGGCUCCCUCUCACCCAGCCCCAGCCCACGCACGGCACCCUGGGAGGAGGCAGCUGUCCUGGAACCCCCGAGAUGAGGCGGCGUCAGGAGGAAGCCAUGAGGAGGCUGGCGUCUCAGGUGGUGGCGUACCACUACUGCCAGGCCGAUAACGCCUACACCUGCCUGGUGCCGGAGUUCGUGCACAACGUGGCGGCCCUCCUGUGCCGCUCGCCGCACCUGGUGGCCUACAGGGAGCAGCUGCUGCGGGAGCCGCACCUGCAGAGCAUCCUGAGUCUGCGCUCCUGUGUCCAGGACCCCCUGGCCUCCUUCAGGAAGGGGGUCCUCGAGCCCCUGGAUGCACUUUACAAAGAGAGGAAGAUCAACUCUGAAGAGGACUUCAUCAUCCUCAUCGAUGGCCUCAAUGAAGCCGAAUUCCACAAGCCAGACUACGGAGACACCAUUGUGUCCUUCCUCACCAAAACCAUUAACAAGUUCCCUCCGUGGCUUAAACUGGUGGUGACAGUCAGAACCACAUUACAGGAGAUCACCAACGCGCUGCCGUUUCACCGCAUCUCUCUGGACAGCCUGGAGGAGAACGACGCCAUCGACCAGGACCUGCAGGGCUACAUCCUGCACCGCAUCCACAGCAGCCCGGAGAUCCAGAACAACAUCUCGCUCAACGGCAAGAUGGACAACACCACCUUUGGCAAGCUCAGCGCCCACCUCAAGGCCCUGAGUCAGGGAUCCUACCUGUACCUCAAACUCACCUUUGACCUCAUUGAGAAGGGCUACCUUGUACUCAAAAGCUCCAGCUAUAAGGUGGUCCCCGUAAACCUGGCGGAGGUCUACCUGCUGCAAUGCAACAUGCGUUUCCCCACCCAGUCGUCCUUCGAGCGGGCGCUUCCCCUGCUCAACGUUGCCGUGGCGUCGCUCCAUCCGCUGACGGACGAGCAGAUCUACCAGGCAAUCAACUCUGGCUCACUGCAGGGAACGCUGGACUGGGAAGACUUCCAACAACGUGUAGACAACCUGUCUGUCUUCCUGGUGAAGAGGAGGGACGGCACCAGGAUGUUUGUCCACCCGUCCUUCAGGGAGUGGCUGAUCUGGAGAGAAGAGGGAGAAAAGACCAAGUUCCUCUGUGAUCCGAGGAGCGGACACACCCUACUGGCCUUCUGGUUCUCUCGACAGGAGAACAAGCUGAACAGACAGCAGACUAUUGAGCUGGGCCACCACAUCCUCAAAGCACACAUCUUCAAGGGUCUCAGCAAGAAAGUGGGCGUUUCUUCAUCCAUCUUGCAAGGCCUGUGGGUAUCCUACAGCACUGAGGGCCUUUCUGCUGCACUUUCUUCACUCCGAAACCUCUACACUCCCAACAUCAAGGUGAGCCGGCUUCUGAUGCUGGGCGGUGCAAACGUGAACUACCGCACAGAAGUGCUGAACAACGCCCCCAUCCUUUGUGUCCACGCCCACCUGGGCUACAUGGACAUGGUGGCCCUGCUGCUUGAGUUCGGAGCCUCGGUGGACUCUCAGUCUGAAAGCGGCCUCACGCCGCUCUCCUACGCCGCCGCUGGUGGACAUAUGUCCAUCAUUACUGCGCUUUGUCGCAGGAGAGCAAAGGUGGACCACCUGGAUAAGAACGGCCAGUGCGCUCUGAUUCACGCAGCCCUGAGGGGCCACAUGGACGUGGUCAAGUUCCUCAUCCAGUGUGACUGGAGUGUGGGGUCGCAGCAGCAGCAGUCGCCGCAGAGCCAACAGCAGGCGGCUUUCAGCAAGAACCACGCGGUGCAGCAGGCCCUCAUCGCUGCAGCCAGUAUGGGAUACACAGAGAUCGUGUCCUACCUGCUGGAUCUGCCAGAGAAAGAUGAAGAGGAGGUGGAGCGGGCUCAGAUCAAUAACUUUGACACCCUGUGGGGAGAGACAGCUCUGACUGCAGCCUCUGGUCGGGGGAAGCUGGAGGUGUGUCGCCUGCUGCUGGAGCAGGGCGCGGCUGUGGCUCAGCCCAACAGACGGGGCAUCGUACCGCUCUUCAGCGGCGUCAGACAGGGACACUGGCAGAUUGUAGACCUCCUGCUCACACAUGGAGCAGAUGUCAACCUGGCUGACAAGCAAGGCCGCACCCCUUUAAUGAUGGCCGCCUCAGAGGGACACUUGGGAACAGUUGAAUUUUUACUGGCUCAGGGAGCCUCUCUGUCUCUGAUGGAUAAGGAGGGCCUGACGGCUUUGAGCUGGGCCUGCCUCAAAGGCCACUUACCCGUCGUCCGCUGCCUGGUGGAGAGCGGCGCAGCCACCGACCACGCGGACAAAAACGGACGCACCCCCCUCGACCUGGCAGCUUUCUACGGUGACUCUGAUGUGGUCCAGUUUCUGGUUGACCACGGGGCCAUGAUCGAGCACGUGGACUACAGUGGGAUGCGUCCACUGGACAGGGCAGUGGGCUGCAGAAACACAUCGGUGGUGGUCGCCCUGCUCAAGAAAGGAGCCAAGAUAGGAUGUCAGACGCUGCCCAGUCGACCCCGAGGUCCGGCCACGUGGGCCAUGGCCACCUCCAAACCCGACAUCAUGAUCAUCCUGCUCAGCAAACUCAUCGAGGAGGGGGACAGCUUUUACAAGAAGGGGAAGGUGAAGGAGGCUGCUCAACGUUACCAGUACGCUCUCAAAAAGUUUCCCCGUGAAGGCUUCAGCGAGGACCUCAAGACAUUCAGGGAACUGAAAGUAUCGCUCUUCCUCAACCUGUCCCGAUGUCGGAGGAAAAUGAAUGACUUUGGGAUGGCUGAAGAAUUUGCUACUAAGGCACUUGAGCUGAAACCAAAAUCAUAUGAGGCAUAUUAUGCCAGGGCACGCGCCAAACGUAGCAGCAGACAAUUCCCUGAAGCCUUAGAGGACUUGAAUGAAGCCAUAAAGCAGUGCCCCAACAACAGGGAGAUCCAGCGGCUGCUGCAGCGGGUGGAGGACGAAUGUCGGCAGCUGAGCCGGGAGGAGCAGCAGCAGCAGGAGCUGGAGCUGGAGCCUCCGCCCUCCCCUCCUCCUACACCUCCCCCAGAAGAGGAGGAAAGCCUGUCCAUGCCUCUCCCCCUCCCCCCUCCGCCAGAGCCCCGCCUGGAGGACAUGGAGCCCGUCCAGGACCUGUUUGAGGACGAGGACUACCUGGAGCAGGAGCUGGAGGCCAUGUCCAUGUGCCUGCCCCCCCCUGACUCUCUCUCUAAUCCCUCCAGUCUUCCUAUCAUCCAGAGCCCGCCGUUGUCCCCCACACAGCCGGAGCAGCUGUACCUGGUUGGGGGCUCCCCCAUGGGCCAGCCCUAUGAAUACCUCCCCACCUCCUCCUCCAUGUCCUCCCCGACGCGCGGCUCGUACCAGCCCACCUCGCCGUCUCUCUCCCCAACACACCAGAACUCUCACUACCGCCACAGCCCCCCUCACACCUCCCCGGUGCAUCAGCCCUCCUACCGCUUCAGCCCCCCCCCCAUGGGCACCGGGGGGCAGGGGAUGGACCACCAGAGCCCUCCGCCGUCCCCUCUACGCCGGGCUGCUCAGUACAGAGCCAGCCCACCCAUCGAAGGCGUCUGCUUGUACAGGUCCCAGUCUGGCUCUCCGGUCCGCUACCAGUCGGAGCAGCUCCCCGGACGGCCCAAGUCCCCGCUCUCCAAGAUGAGCAGCCAGCGCUCCUUCCAGCUCAGCUCGCAGCCGUCUCUGUCCUCCCACCACCACCAGGCGCAGGGCCUCCGCCUCCAGCCCUCCAUAGCCCAGAUAGUCCGCACCAACCAGCCCGGCAGCGUCAUGGGCAACAGCAGCUUCGGCAGCCAGAUGGGUCACUCCAUCGGGGGGCGCUACCAAGGGGGCUCGGUGGACGUGGAGAGCCGGCUGGUGUACCAGCCGUCCCUGGACGGGCGCUCCAUGCCCCAGGUCCAAGCCAGCCUCAGCUCUGGGGCCCUCUGUCAGCACGGGGGCCGAGGAGGGGUCAUGGAGUCCAACCUGCUGAAGGAAGAGCUACCCCAGCGCCCCUCCUCUGCCUACCGCGCCAGCAGCGGGGGCCCAGGGGGCGUCCGCUACAGCCAGACGCCUCAGAUCAGCCGCAGCCAGUCGGCCGCCUACUACCCGGUCUCUGAACACGUGCUGGAGCGGGCCAACGCGCUGCCCCCCUGCCAGCUGGGCUCUCCUGAGAUCCCCCACAUGGUGAGACGCCCCGUGAGUGCCAACACGACUGAGCUGAAGCAGCACGUGCCCACCCCCCGGCCGCUCAUCCACUCUCAGAGCGUCGGCCUGCGAUUCUCCCCCUCCAGCAACAACAUUUCAACCGGCUCCACCGCCAACCUGGGGCCCGGCUUCAGACCUUCCUCCUCCAUCCAGCAGAUGGAGAUCCCCUUGCAACCGGCGUACGAGCGCAGCUGUGACGACAUCUCGCCCAUCUCCCCCUCCCAGGGCGGGGGGCUGUAUCAGGGCGAGACCAGCCGCUCACGCAACACCCCCUUCAUGGGCAUCAUAGACAAGACAGCGCGGACUCAGCAGUACCUGCACCAGCCGUCGCGGUCCAGGGCCAUGACGUCCAUGGACUCGGCCAUCAGCCCCACGUCGCCCGGGCAGCUGGGGCAGCAGGGCUCCACCUACAGCCCCCCGGCCUCCCUGGGCAACAUCGCCUACUACAACAAGACCAACAACGCCCAGAACGGGCACCUGUUGGAGGAGGACUACUACUCCCAAACCCCCCCCCCCUCCCUGGGGAAGCUGACCAACGGCUCCCGCGGCAGCGGCGACAUCCUGGAGCGGGUAAGUCAGGUGCCCACGUACACAGACGUGAAGGUGGCGAGGACUCUCCCUGUGGCGCAGGCCUAUCAGGACAACAUGUACCGCCAGCUCUCACGCGACUCCCGGACCCAAGGCCCCACCUCCCCCAUCAAACCAAAGAGACCUUUUGUGGAGUCGAAUGUGUGAUUGGAUGGCUGGACUGGGACUGUAAGUGGAAGAGAGCGCGGAAAAAUAUUUAUCUCAACAGCAAAAGUGACAUGUGAUCUGUGUAUGCGUCAUGGACUAAACACCAUCCUGAAGAGACUCACGAGAGAUGAAUCCGGUCAGAGGACAAACAAACAACUGGAUCUUACAUUUAGGAUACUAAGACACGACCUAUUGUGAAAAAACAUAGUUACCAUUAAAGCGAUACUCCAUCAUCAUAACAUGCACACAGGCCGAAUGACAGAAGGGUUCUGAGUUCUGAUCUCAUUCCUCAUCAAAGACCCGUGCACUUCCAAAAUGUCACAUGGCACAAAGUUUUCUUAUGUGACGGCAACAGAUGGGACUGUAAGAAUGACAGUGCUACUCAUCACACUCUACUUGUGGACUCUGUAUCCAUCCUCUGUUCCUUCAAAGUGUGCUCUUAACCAAGGUUGCUAGUAGGCUCUAAUCUAUGAAAUACAAUAUAUCUGUUCAAUACUGUACAUUGCUCAGAAAAUAACAAAUGGUUCAACAACUCAGUGCUUAUAGAAAAAUGACAAUAUUUAUAAUGAAGUUAUAUAUUGUACAUAGAAAUGAAAGCAAAACAUAGUUUGCAUUUUGAAUUUUAUUCUGUUAACCCCGCCUCUGUCUCACUGCUAACACAUGGAUAACUGACUAGUGAAAGGAACGAGGGACACAGCCAAACUUUGAUGGCAUCAUUACCUCUACUGUGUCGAAAUAAAUUAAACAAAAAAGAGAGACUUAAGUGUCACGUAAUGCAAGAGAUUGCAGUAGUCUCCAGGCUGCUUUUUGAAAGAGUAGUGUUUUUUUUUUUUUUAUUGUUGUUUUUUUACCUCUGUAAAAUGUCUGGAAAUGUUGUCACAUGCCUCAUUUAAUUUCAGCUUCCUCUGUAACAUUUGUUUAAUUAAGCAUCCAGAAAUCAAAUCUUUGUUUUUUUCUGCGGUGACAGAAAACUGAAAUACAGCAAAAAUAUUACACUGGAGAGACUAGAAAAUGUAAUUUAUUCUCAAAAAUUAGUCGAUCACUAUAGUUUUAUGCUCAAUUAAAGGGGACAUAUUAUGAAAAACUAUUCACUUUUUUGCUUGCGAGCAGGUGUUUGGGUGUCUGAAUUUAUUAACAACUGAAAAACUGAGAAAAAAGCACAACGAUGUUAGUUUUAGUUUUUUUUUUAGUUUUUUUUAAAGCGGAUCGUUUAGGUUUGAAAAUUUGUCACUCACGAAAAUAUGAGUCGCUCAGAUUUGCAGGAUGUCUUUAAUGCCACAUUCUUGAUCGGAGCAGAAUUGUCUGGACUCUUCAAAUUGAUCUCCAUCCAACAUCAAAUUAAAGUGAUGCUCCUUUUGUUGCACCUUGGAAGUGGGAGUUGAAACUUUUUUUUUUGUUUCUCACUUUUUGCUUUGCUGUUAAAUGCAAAUAUUCGUCUGCAGUUAUAUCAUUUACUUAACUUUAAAAAGAAGUAAUAUAAAGACACCCUUGAGGUACAUUGUUUUUUUUUAUAGCUUUAUGUCCCUUAUAGGAAAGCCGGUUUCUGAUCGGUUUUAUUUUUUUCCCCAUUCAAAAGAGAACAGAACUCUGAUUUCCCAGAUGUCUUUGGAUGCAUCAUGAGUAGCAACAGGAAAAAUACAGACGUAAAUAUGAAAAAAUCGUGGAAAAACAAUGCCCAUAUAAGCAACACUUUUUAAAAUUGUCCUCUGAAAACACACAGAGGAAGGAGUCAAUACUUGAGCCUAAUCUUAAUCGAUCUGAUUUUGAAGGAGUUUAUUGCUCGCCCUGGCUCGCUGGUGCGUUACUUCAGUCUUCCCAUCCGCAGUGUUUUAACAACGUUGGCUCGACUGGGGACAAAACUGCGCCUAAAAGAGGAAUUAGUAACAGCUAUCCGUGCACAAACUGCCAUCUGAGAAUAAAAUAGCCGGUUUAGUAUUUAUACAUGAGUUUAAUUGGUGUCAGUUUGAACUCAGGUUGCUGUGCGAGCUGCUGAGUCCUCGGGCUCAUUACUGCAGGCUCUGUAAUUACAUCCUUGAGGGUUACUGCAGAAAAUUUGCUUUCCAAAAAGCUGCACUGCCAAUCCCAAGAAAAUAAAACCCAGAUAAAAGCAGCUGCCGAGAGGCUGUGGUGGAACAACUGUGGUAUUUUGACCAAAGCAUGUCACAGACAUUGUAUAAGAUCUCAUGAAAUUGUGUCAACUUGUGAAGAAAGGCAUAAUAUGUCUCCUUUAGUAAACACUUGUAUGUAGAUUGACAUCUUACUAAGAAUAUCAAACUGUCUAUGCCCCUUAUAAAAUUCUUCAUCAAAACCUGCAACUGUGUGAAUCUGAUCCUUCUGCAAACCGGUCACUUUGCCAAAUUUCUGAAGUAUUGACGUCACACGUGUGUAAAUUAAGUUGGAUUAAGUUGGUCGCCGGGUCGUGAAGGUCCCAUCGAGUCUGUCAGUCAGAAAACUUCUUUAAAUAUCUGAUAAAAACGGACAAACAAAUGUGUUAGAAAAAAGAAAUGAGCCUUCAGUGUUAUAAAUCUGUUUUAAGGCUUGAAUCUGUGGCUAAAACAUUUUAAAUCUGAUGCUGUUAAUAGAAAAACCCUGUAGCGUGAGAUAUGAGUGUCAGAGUUUGCCUUUGUCCCUCCCUGCAACAGUGAUGUUAGUGCUCAGCAGCAAGCAAAUGCAUACACAACCCUUGUUUGACCUUUACCUUUCCUCUGCAUUAUCUUUAUGUUUUUCUUACCCACAAUACACUUCUGCAUUAUCUUUAUGUUCUUCUUACCCACAAUACACUUCUGAUUUAAAGAAUGCCUGUUAACGUUCUUAACUAAGGGUGCACUUUAUAUAUUUUACUUACCUGGUUGCUCUGAUCGGUAACAUUCGGGGGUAAUGGGUGUGUGAUGAGCCGGAUGAUGUGAGGAUGUUAUUAAAUGAUUCUCAGCGCAGUGACGAAUGAAAACAAUGUUUUUUCAACCGGCAAACAGACUUUCUAGCACCAGCUGUAUCCACCGGCUCAGAUAUACCACGUGGUCCAGUCAUGCUCUGCAUCAUUUAAAGUAUCCGUUGAGUCGCCAUCAGCCGGUCUAAGGCACUGGUCCUGCACACAUCUUGAAAAUAAGUUGAAUCUACUGUAAGAACCAAAAAAAAAAGAAUAAGAAAAAAAAAACAGAAAUUUUAGUAUCCAAACGCUCCAAAUGUGGAGUUUGUGUCAUAGAAAUAAUGGGAAUAUUCACGUUAUUUGUAUAUGUGGAGAGGGUUAUGGACCAUUUGUCUGUAACAUUUAUUUUGGAUGUCUGAUGAAGAAUAUCUAAAGAUCAUUCUCAGUUCUGACCUGCUACCAGAGACGCCCUACUUAUCCUUACAGAAAUGAAGGUGUAUCAUAUUUAAUUUAAACGGGACUUUUUAAGCUGAGGGUGUCUGAGGGUGGACGGCUCUGAACCGUCUGUGUAUAUUAGUUUGCUGUAAAUAGUCUGAUGCAUGUUCUGUUCUUUCCAUGAGCUCAAGCAGAAACUUGUAUAGCGAUGUCUCUGGUGUGUGAUGCAACUGUUGGAAAUGCAAUGAGGAAACUUCCUGCUGUCCCUGAACUGUCCUUAUCAUUUCCCUCCUACCCCACCAGACUGAAGGGUCUUUAAUUUUAUUUUAGUGUAUUUGCUUACUGAGCAGAGUUCUCUUGUCUGUAAAUGUGAGCUUUCAGAUCGCUGUGAUAAAGUUUCAUUAAAAACAAUAAAAAAUAAUGUGUUUUUAUCUCAAAACUGAUUGUAAUAUGUACAGUCAAACCUAUGUAUUGAGGGGGAGGAGAACAUAUUUAUA
Messenger RNA from Cololabis saira (Pacific saury), 10796 nucleotides. It is a transcript of the gene tanc2b, whose product is annotated as tetratricopeptide repeat, ankyrin repeat and coiled-coil containing 2b. The record is from RefSeq and is a predicted model, not a curated record. Gene Ontology annotation, molecular function: protein binding. Gene Ontology annotation, cellular component: dendritic spine. Lineage: Eukaryota; Metazoa; Chordata; Actinopteri; Beloniformes; Belonidae. The transcript is spliced from 33 exons. Gene Ontology annotation, biological process: regulation of dendritic spine morphogenesis. Bases 615 to 6998 code for a protein of 2127 amino acids.